Amphibalanus amphitrite is the source of this 4544-nucleotide messenger RNA. RefSeq names its product tripartite motif-containing protein 2-like. Gene Ontology annotation, molecular function: ubiquitin protein ligase activity; translation repressor activity; protein binding. Bases 97 to 3093 code for a protein of 998 amino acids. The record is from RefSeq and is a predicted model, not a curated record. The transcript has 15 exons. Lineage: Eukaryota; Metazoa; Arthropoda; Thecostraca; Balanomorpha; Balanidae. Gene Ontology annotation, biological process: proteasome-mediated ubiquitin-dependent protein catabolic process; protein polyubiquitination; negative regulation of translation.
UGCGCCGACGCCGUCCGUGCCGGUCGUGCGGUGAGGUCUGUGUGUUGUGGCGGCGGGCGGGACGCGUGUGUGCGGCGCUACAGGAGGCUGUCAGAGAUGGAGGCUGGAGAGGCUCCUCACACCAACGGACAUCGGGCGACAGCCGCCGAGAAUGGUCUCAGCGGCGGUGGUCUCCAGGGACGAGACAACGGGCCUGCGCCGGGGACAGGGACAGGCCCCGUGAGGCGGGUUACCAUCGCCGACGGGCCGCCGGCGGUCAGCGGCGCCAGUGACGGCGCCAGUGACGGCCGCAGUGACGGCGCCAGUGACGGGAUCGGCAGGGGCUCAGUGUCGCCUCCCGUGGUGAAGCCUGCAAUGAAACCGAAGCCAGUGAUGCGACCCACGGUGACGGCCGGUGACGCGGUGACGACCGGUGACAGUGUGGCGGUCAGUGAUGGUGUGACCGGGCGGAGUGUGUCCGGCACAGUGUCCGGUCAAACCUCGAACACGGACACGGACAGACCGGCGCUCCGGUGUGCCAUCUGCGGACAACACUUCCGGAAUCCAAAGAUCUUGCCGUGUCUGCACACAUUCUGCCAGCACUGCCUGCGCCGCCACGUGCCCCCGGAGAGCCUGUCGGUCUCGUGCCCCAGCUGCAAGUGCCACUCGAUCCUGCCGCCGGCCGGGGUAUCGGGUCUCCAGACGAACCGCCUGCUGGCCUUGGAGCCGGACUCGUGUACCGCCUGCGCCGGUACCGGUACCUGCCCCACCUGCGUGGCGGUGGCUGCAGAGGAGUCGCGGAACCCGGCGAAGGAGAGCAGCGACUCCGACUCUGACUCUGGCAGUGAGUCGGAGUCGGAUGUCACUCAGGAGUCCUCCAGACGACGGCGAGGAGCCGACUGGCAACUCUACUGCUCUAAUCAUGCUGGCCAAACGCUGCGCUUCUUCUGCCGAGACUGUGAGACGGCCGUGUGCGCCAGCUGUACCGAUAUCCUGCACGCGCAACACAGCACCUGUAGGCUAUCGGAGACGGGAGCGGAGCAGAGACAGGCGCUGCUGGCGCUGAGACAGCGGGUCAGCAGUCAGAUGGACGUGGAGCGUCGCCGUCGCGCGCUACUCUCCGCCGCCGGCGGCCAGCUGCGCCAGGCGCGCCUGCAGGCUGAACAGGAUCUGCAGGCGUACUGCCACUCGCUGGUGCAGACGGUCCACAGGCGGAAGGAGGCGCUCACUGGCCUGCUGGCGCAGAUCUACAGGGACAGAGUCAGCGACAUAGAGCACCAGCUGGUCCGCCUGGACUCGUUCCUGACGGAGCUGGACGCCUGUGAGCGGCACAUGGAGCGGGCGCUGGACUCUGGUACCGACACAGAGGUGCUGCUGCUCAACAAGCAGGUCACCGUCCGUGUGGGCGGUCAGCAGCUGCAGCAGCAGCGACAGCAGGCCGACGCCGAACACGCCGGGGAGCUGAGGUUCGAGGCAUCCAACACGGACCGACUGGAGGCGCAGUUGGCCUCCUUCGGCUCGUUCCACGCCGGUCCCGACCCUCCCGAGCCGGCGGCACUGGUACCCCAGUCGGAGACGGACGGCGGGGCCACCGGCCGGCCGCCAGGGGACCAGCUUCUGCUGGAUAUACCGGCACGACUCAGUCACAGCGGGGGUCACAGUCCGGGCCAGACACACAGUCACAGCCCGAGCCAGUCACACAGUCACAGUCCGAGCCAGUCUCACAGUCACAGUCCGGGACAGUCACACAGUCAUGGUCCGAGCCAGGCCCAUAGGCAAAGUCCCAGCCAAAUCCACGGCCACAGUCCCAGCCAAAUCCACGGCCACAGUCACAGUCAAAUACACAGGCACAGUCUCAGUCACGCCCCGGGCCAACUCCACAGUCAAGGUCACAGUCCGGCACAGCUCCACCGGCACAGCGUCAGUCACAGUCCGGGCCAGCUGCGUGUGCAGAGACACAGUCCCUCACAGGCCCACAGGCACAGUGUGAGUCACAGUCCGCAGCUCCACAGUCACAGUCCGAGUCAGAGUCACAGUCAGGGCUCGAGUCACAGCCCCAGCCCCGGCCAGAGCAACGGGCACUGCCAGCUGCCCUCAUCAGACGUCUCCAGCGAGCGAUCCUCUGCCGAGAGAGUGCCCGCUCGCCGCUCUCUCUCGGGUAGCGCCGCCUCUCCCUCAGUGAUCAGCACCGGCUCUCGCGGCUCGGGGGUCAGCCAGCCGUCGAGCCGUCGCAGCUCGCGUCGCUCCGUGCCGCCGCCUAUGCCGCCGGCUGAGGAUGACCUGGUGCUGUCCAUCGGAGAGAAAGGACGCGGGAGAGGAGAGUUCAGCAACCCGCAGGGCGUGUGUUACGUGGCUGCAGCGGACCGCCUUCUGGUAGCUGACUCUAACAACCAGUGUGUGCAGGUGUUCUCGGCUGAGGGAGAAUGCAAACUCAGGUUCGGAGUGCGGGGUCGGGCGGCGGGCCAGAUGCAGAGACCCUGCGGCGUGGCGUCCACCCCCGACGGCAACUACGUCGUCUCAGACUAUGAGAACCGCUGUCUGUGCGUGUUCGACCCACUCGGGAAGCUGGUGCGGCGCAUCGGACACGGAAAACUGCAGGGUCCGAAGGGCGUGACCACCGACCGUCGCGGUAAUCUUCUGGUGGUGGAUAACCGGGGCUCUGCGGUGGUCACUUUCUCCACCGGGGGACGUCUGUUGGCCCGGUUCGGCAGUCGCGGCACGGCGCAGCACCAGUUCGCGGGACCGCACUACGUGGCCGUCGACAGCCAGGACCGCGUGGUGGUCACCGACUUCCACAACCACUCCGUCAAGGUGUUCAAUGCGGACGGUAAACACCUGUUCAGUUUUGGCGGGAACGGCGAGGCUCCUGGUCAGUUUAACGCGCCAACCGGAGUCACCACAGACCGCUACGACAACAUUCUGGUGGCCGACUGGGGAAACAGCCGCAUACAGGUGUUCGACAACACGGGUCGGUACCUGUCAAUCGUCAACACCGGCGCUACUCCGCUCUACGGACCGCAGGGUCUGGCCAUGUCGCCGCAGGGACACGUCAUCGUCGCCGACACGGGCAACCACGCCAUCAAGUUCUACACCUACCACCCUCUGGCAGCGUAACACCCGUGAUGGUCUCCACUGCCGUGCCGUCCUGUUCCGUGCUGCGCUGUGCCUCAUGUGCCGUGCCGUUCUGAGCCUACCAUACCACGCCGUUCCUGCCCUUGACGGCUGGUGGCUGAAUGUUGCCCGGCGCGCCUGGUCCGUCCCCAAAGGUCGAACCCCCCCGAUACCUGUACCCGGGGAAGGCGGCUGGCGGGGUGCGCCGGUCCGUCCCCCGUCCACCCGACGGCGUACCCCGAGGCUGUUUACGGCGACCGUGUUUGUGUGGCAACCACUGCAAUCCUGCGGCGGACCACUAAUAUCUCCGCCUGCAUAAGACAGUCGCUGUGGGCGCCUGGUGCUUUAUUACGAACGGAAGUGCAGAGGGAGAGAACGUACGUACAUUGGCAGUCAGCGCAGAGUGCGCCGUGCUAUUUAUCAGACAGGGAAAAUUUCCCCGUGAAUGCUUGCUGUCGAUGUAUAAUACGGGGUUAGGUCUGGAGCCUGUCCGAGCUACGCUGUCAGCCGUACUUAGGAACUGAUUAUUAUUGCAGUGGUCCUGGUGGCUGCUUGGACCGCGGUCCGUUUAUAUCCAGCCGAGCCCGUGCGCCUUUCGACGCACCGCUGAGCGUGGAAAACAGCCCGCUCCUGCUGAUGUAACCGUCCUAUAUUACUGCACUGAUGAACGGUGCCCCUGUGCGGUGUCAUAAACGAUAACAGGUGGUACUUCUAGCACGUGUCAGGGGCGAGGGACAUGGCGGCCCACCGGGACGGCGACCCUUCUGUGCCUUCUGGGUAGGACGGGGAGAGGCGAGGUGACGGGUCCUCUCGUGCUGAUGGACUGGUAAAAUGAUGUAAAAAUGUUACAUCGUGCGGCGCUGGUGCUCGAAGACGUUACGAAUUAUGGGAUGGUAUUUAUUGAACGUAAUUUACUUGUGCUUUUGUUAAAAUAUUUAAAUAUUAAAACAAGGGCUUCUGUAUGUUUUUUAGAUUUUCGUGCGCUGUAGUGUUGAUCUUUUAUGUGAAUAUUCGACAACCACAUGUCACGAUGGGCGGUGCUAUAGUUGCUACUUAUGGCCUGCUGCGUUUGCUAGUAUUACUUCACUUUUGUGGUAGUGGCAUUAUUGCAAUAGCCGCUAGCGACCGGCCGAAGUGCUGCUUCUUUGGCCAGUUGUUGGUUUCACUGAGCUGUGUGGCGCGGGGUAUGGAGCCAGUCUGACUGGGAUGGGGGGGGGGGGCGCUGGGUUGAACCGGGUGAUGUCUGCCUAUCUGUGAGUGUGUGGACGUCCGCGGGUCUCCCCAGCUGCGCCGAAUGAGUCACAAGUUCUGGGUGCCGGGUCACUCGCACUCCAAGUACCGUAUAUGUGCAGCACGCCUAGCUUAGGGCGCCGCGUCUCCGGCACGCGACGACUCGCCAUGGACCGCUGUCGGGCCCGAACCGUUUUUGGAUACAAUAUACGCUGUGUCACUGC